Molecule: messenger RNA, 1759 nt
Organism: Zophobas morio
Lineage: Eukaryota; Metazoa; Arthropoda; Insecta; Coleoptera; Tenebrionidae
Product: zinc finger protein 431-like
Exons: 2
Coding region: 275-1156 (293 amino acids)
Biological process (GO): positive regulation of transcription by RNA polymerase II
Cellular component (GO): nucleus
Source: RefSeq, a predicted model, not a curated record
ACUACCACAGUAUAUACACUACUAAUAAACCGUUUUAAUGCCAGAAUAAGCACCAGAAUUAUUUCUUAUAUUAAAACACAUUAUAAAUCCAUUAGUAUCUAACCUAGUCCCCCUAGUCUGAUUUAAAAUAUUUGUUCAUAGUUUUUGUGAUAUUCCGUCUAGUACAAAGUAUGAAGUAAGUGAUCCAUCGGGCUGCUCCCCAGCAUUAGUCAAUUGCUUAUAAUAUUAUAAAGGUUGUGAAGUUUGUCAUUUAGUGAAUAUAAGGUCCAGAAAAAUGGCUUUAGAAUAUCGAAAAAUCAACAAACGGGGUUACCAGCUUCAGUAUGGAAGCAUCCACUCUUGCAAAAAGUGUCCAUAUUUAACAAAGUCAAUUUUCUUCAUGCUCAACCACGUAAAAUGUCAUAAACAACAGAAAGACAAAUUCGAGUGUAAGCGAUUCCCAGAAAUAUUCUCUUGUAAACAGUGCGAUUUCACAACGAGUUUAACAACGCGUUUCAACCAACACUUCAAAAGAAUACACGGCAGGAAACAACAAAAAGAAAACUUCGUCUGCAAACUUUAUCAGUGCAAGAACUGUUCAUUCCAGACGUACUCCUUACUAAUUUGGUUGAAACAGCACGCUAGAGGAUGUCGAAAAGUAGACAAAAACCCGGCGGUUUUAAAGAAGAAAAGUACCCCAGAACGUACGAACCACUCUGAUUUUAGAUUAAAAGAAGACGCUGCCGCCAAAUCCUUGACUGAUCACCCGAAAAAUCACAACCCUGAUACAUCACGAAACAAAGUCAACGUGUCAGCUUCAAGGGCCACCCUGUCAAAAGUGCACAAAUGGUACAAAUGCAAUCAAUGCAUAUUUCGGACCAUGAAUCGCCAGAGUCUCGCCUUCCACCGUAAAAUAAGACACCCGAAACUCGACGACAUACCAACUUUCAAGUGUACGUCAUGCGCUUUCGUUACAUCCAACGCCAACCAUUUCCGCGUUCAUAAACUCAAGCAUACCUCAAGUUUCGAUUGCAAUAAAUGCUCGGCUAAAUUCACCAGCUUGAACCCCUUAAUCCGUCACAAAAUAAAAGAACACGUUGAUAACACAAUCAGAAGAAACAAGUGUGAUGUGAACGAAGAAGCUGAAGAACAAGAAGAAUUAUCGCUUCUGUUUUAAAACAUGAAAUUGCGGUUUUUGUUGGUUGAUUGGUCGAGUUGGCCGCGCCUUCAUUUAAAAAUUACAAGAUCGAAUAUUCAAGUGUGUUUAUUUUCAAAAUACACGUUUUUAUAAUUGCGUUACAUAGGUUUUUUUAGUGUGUUCUUUUUGCAAAUGCAGGCCCCCAGUUCGUCGCAGAAUCCGGUGGUCUUUGCAUGCAGGGUGCAAAGUCGGGCACAGUUUGAGUGGUCCACUAUAACUUUGUUCAUGUCGUAACCGAUGACGUCACAAGGUGAUCGUCGCACGGUGAUGAUUUCAGAAGUCGGUGUACUUUCGGUUUGUAGACACGAAAUGAGUAAAACUGUCAGAAUUGUUGAUAACUUCAUGAUUGUACGCACAAAUUUAAAGAACGUGUUGUUUUAUUUGGAGCUGUAUUUAGCACACGAGUCGUAAGAAUAUUUUGGGAACUGAUUCACAGUGUGAUAAUCUUGUUGACACCAAACUACCACACUAUUUUUAUAAAAACAAACAAUUUGAUAAUUUACUCAAAAGUGGGUUUGGUGAUGUAUGCAACCAACGUUACACUACAUACACGUGAAGAUUAAAUUUGUUAUAUGUAUAAAA